AUGGCGCAGCCGGCGCUGCCCAGCGCUGAGGCUAUCGUCCCGCCACCGGGCACCACCAUGCAGGAUCUCCCGUGCGUCGUGGCAGCGGAAUCGCUGGUCGUGGAACCCCUGUCGGUCCGUCCGCCGGCUUCCGCGUACGCAACCUUCGCGGCGGGUUUCCCCGAAAACGACACUGUGAUAUUAGCAGCGGAGGAAACUUUGCUGGCACGGAUUAAAGGACACCGAGAGGUUGUCACUCGUUGACUUGUUUGUAUCCCUUUUCUUUCUAAUAGUGUGUGUGUCCUUUAGAUCUUCUGAUGUUGUUGUUGUUGUUGUCGUCACUUUAAACCGUAUGUCAGUUGCUAAAUGCCAAAAUCUAGCAAAGACUCUCAGCCCGUGGUCACGAAAGUGCUAGAGCCAUCUGAGGAUCUAAAGAACACGCAUACAUAUAACGAGAAAAAGGUAUCCAAGAGCCCGAAGAGGUACACCUAAAAAUCCCUGCAGCACCGUAUGCGUGCCCAAAAACUGAAGUGCACGUCCGUCCCACCGUUCGACUACAGACUACAAGGGUAGCAUCACCCCCUCCCUGUCCCAGUCUAUACCAAAACGGAAGGUUGCCGACUACAGCAUACUGCUGUCUGAAGUGCUGUCUG
Molecule: messenger RNA, 632 nt
Organism: Ectocarpus sp. CCAP 1310/34
Lineage: Eukaryota; Phaeophyceae; Ectocarpales; Ectocarpaceae
Source: the annotation of a GenBank genome assembly